This is a messenger RNA of Effrenium voratum, 303 nucleotides long. The record is from the annotation of a GenBank genome assembly. Lineage: Eukaryota; Dinophyceae; Suessiales; Symbiodiniaceae.
AUGUGCGAAUUUGCUGAAAGCAUCCUGCCGGAGGUCCCACUGGCAACAUGGCAGAACAUGUUGCAGCAAGGCUUUUCCGUCAUGGUGGAGCUGCCAGAGGACAACAUGAAGGGACAGGAAUUUUGUGAUUGGGUUGCGCGUAAGGAGCAGCAACACCAAGAACAAGCACUGAUCAUCUUCACACCAGAUGGCUAUGAGGCUGUUGACUUCUAUGUCUGCUUCUCGGGCUUCAGAGUGGGCUGCCGAGGGCUUUGGCGCAAGAUAUUGCCAUGCGGCUGCUCAAGUCAGCUCCCCAAAGAUUAG